Molecule: messenger RNA, 3234 nt
Organism: Carcharodon carcharias (great white shark)
Lineage: Eukaryota; Metazoa; Chordata; Chondrichthyes; Lamniformes; Lamnidae
Product: TNF receptor-associated factor 2-like
Exons: 7
Coding region: 125-1684 (519 amino acids)
Biological process (GO): tumor necrosis factor-mediated signaling pathway; protein K63-linked ubiquitination; regulation of canonical NF-kappaB signal transduction
Molecular function (GO): zinc ion binding; protein binding
Source: RefSeq, a predicted model, not a curated record
UUGUUAUUUGGCACCACCCCCCUCCUCUUCUCCGGCCCAGACAGAAUUUUCACCCCUCACACCCCGCUUGCAAUUUGAUUUGUCUGCCUCCUUGAGCCGCUGGCCUCGCCGCCCCACUUGGGACAUGGUCGCUCGCGUGUCCGGAAUCGUUCCCGUUGACCUGUGCUCCAGCACCGGGCUGCUCUGCUCCUCCUGCGGAUUCCUGCUCAUCCAGCCCAGACAGAGCCAGUGUGGACACAGAUACUGCACCGCCUGCCUGGACCACCUCUUCCAGACCUCCGAUGAGGCAGUUUGCUGCAUUUGUCAAGAAAGGUUUAAUCGUUCGCAGGUAUAUGCGGACCGAGCGGCUGAGAAUGAUGCCUUUGCCACAGUGGUUGAGUGUUCAGAGCGGAAGGCUGGCUGUGACUGGAAGGGUUCCCUCCGCAGCUACCUGAACUGCCACCGUGCUCAGUGUGACGUCCAGGUGGAGCCUUGCGUCAACGCCCUGAUUGGCUGCAGAGCUGUCGGACCCAGGAAGGAAAUAAGGAGUCAUGAGGCGGAGGAGUGUGAGUGGAGGAUGCAGAACUGCCCUUACUGUGACACUCCGUGUGCCUGCACUCUGAUCAAGGAACACGUUGUCCUGUGCUCUCAAUGCAAAGAGGAAUGCUCCUUGUGUGGCAGGAAAGGACUGAGUAAGGACGAGCUAAUCAACCACUCUGAUGUUGAACUAGGAGAUUGUCCUCGAGUGAAGGUGCCUUGUCCAUUUGAGAGGGCUGGUUGUCAAGAAAAGCCGGAGCGAGGAGUUCUCGGUGAGCACUUGCAAGAUGCCCAGCAGCAGCAUAUGACGCAGUUGCUCUCCCUCAUUCUCAGCCUGCAGACGAAGAUGUCCAGUGCCGAGGAUGUAAACUCGUGCUUCAAGCAACUUGUGAUGAGCAAAGUCUUGGCCCUGACGGCCCUGCUGGGUCGGCCAGUGAGGCCAGGAGUGACGGAUGAAGCUUUGCUAGUGGGCAUCGACUCCGGAGGCCAGGACUCUGGCCUUUCCAAGUUGACCAGGAAGACGGAGAUUUUGGAGAAGGCACUGUGCGUCCUCAACAGGGAGCUGAACAAGUACGAAAGCAUCAUCGAACUUCUGCAGCAGAGGUGCCUACAGAACGAGCAGGUGAUCCAGGACCUCCAGAGGAAGGGCAAAGCUUCAGAGGGCACGAGCCACCCGUUCGGCUCUCCACUGCCCAUGAGCUGCUAUGGGGUCCUCGUGUGGAAGAUCGACAACUUUUCCUCCCACCUCUUGGCAGCCAAGUCCCAGCAGAGGACCUCCUUCUACUCCUCGUCCUUCUGCACUGAACCGUUUGGCUACAAGCUCUGCUGCAGGAUCUACCCCUAUGGAGAUGGCAGCGGGAAGGGGACGCACAUCUCCCUCUUCCUGGCCAUCGUCAGGGGCGAGUACGAUGACGUGCUCCCCUGGCCCUUCAAGCAGAAGGUCACCUUUGCCCUCCUGGACCAGGAGGAGCAGAACCACCUCAAGGAAUCCUUCCUGCCCGAUGCCCUCAGUGCCUCUUUCCAGAAGCCCAAGACGCACAUGAAUGUUGCCAGCGGAUGCCCCAGGUUUGUGAAGCAGGACCUCCUGCUAAACCCACCAAACCCUUACCUCCAGAACGAUACCAUCUUUCUCAAAGUUGUUGUCGACACCUCGGGUCUUGCGUUGUGAACGAUCAGUUUUGACAGUACCGGACCCUCCGAACGGGUGGUCGUUGUUCCUUCAGGGCCAGUGACUCUAACGUGUGGUACCUGAAAGACCGGUUUCUAUUUGUUUAAACAUAUGUUGUUUUGUUGUCACUUAUUCGUAGAUGUUUCCAAUGGAUAAGGUUGAGCUAUCGUUCCUCUUUGUGGUCAUUGUUGCUUGUGCUGUGAUUUCAGCGUAGGGCAAGGUGAGGAGACGAGCCCCAAGAAAUACCUUAGCUGCCUCAGGGAAUAACCGCUCAUUUUUUGGCGGUAUCCUGAGCCACACUCUAGCCACCCAACCAACUGAGUUAACUGAUCCCUUGAGCCAUCCAUUAAGAAGUUUUAACUGGUGUGGGGGAUUGAGAGGGGCAGAGGGUCAGACCUUACCCCCUCUGGGACUGGGUGGAGCAGUGGGUCAGACCUUACCCCCUCUGGCACUGGGUGGAGCAGUGGGUCAGACCUUACCCCCUCUGGCACUGGGUGGGACAGUGGGUCAGAUGCUGUCCUUUUAACCUUGACCCCCCCCUUCAACUAAUUUCUUGAACGUGAACGUUAGCUCGAUGUUGGCUGGUAACAUACACUGGGCAAUGUAGGUUGCUUGUGGCCUGUUGAGUCACCCUCAACAUGGCCAGAGCCUUGUUUUAUUUAAAUCUGUGAAAACAAUUAUUUUAUAGAAAUAGAAGAAAAAACUAUGCAAAGAGGGAAACAUUAACAUGUUUUCCUGCUUUACGGCCACGUAAUUAAGCACUUUAUAACACAGUCACCCUUCACAACAAAUAGGCAGGGCACCAUUGAACACUUCAGGUAGAUCAGCUUGCUCUAAAAUUGUGACAACCAGAUUAAGAAUGUGAGAGGUACUUAAAACAGAAGAAGCUCUUUGGGCCCAAUGAUCCCAUCCAUUUUUGACAAAUCAGCCCCUUAGUAGAUUUUGGAAAGGGAACAAUGGCCGUUGAUUGAGAAAGAUGGACAUUGGAAGCGAGCCGGAGAGCGGGAUUAGACAUGUAGAGAAAAAUACUGCCAUGGAGCGGAUGGGCCGAAUGGCCUAUUUUGUUUCUGUGACCCUUCAGUGUGAGAGAGGAUUAAUUCUGGUUGUUGGACGGGGCUAUCUUAAAAAAAAAGUUAUUUUUACACAAGGACACACAAGUAAUAGUUCACAUGGUGCCUCAAUAAGAUCAUGGCUGAUUUCCUACAUCAGUUCCACUUUCCCCACACUGCUCCGAUAUUGCUCAAUUCCCUCAGAGUCCAAAACUUGGUUGAUCCCGGCCUUGAACACACUCGAUGACUGUGAAUCCACAUCUCUCUGGGCUGGAGAAUUCCAAUGAUUGGGAACCCUCUUGAGGAGUGAGGAAAUCUUUCAUGGGCUAUUUGUUUCUGUGGCUGUUAGUGUUUGAACUACCGUAAGUAACCAUGGCUACUCCGAGUUACAGAUGUUUGUUAAUUUAAUCCCAGCAUGCUUUGCAGGCAUGCUUCCAUGUUGCCAGAUGUAUUUAUUUUAACCUGUUAUUUAUUGGUGUCACUGCAUAAACUUAAAUACGA